UUGGUGCCAGCGCUUAGCCUAAUCGUACCAGCGUCUAUCUUGCUGAACAGCCCUCGACAACAUGAUCCAAAUACACGCGCAGCAUCACAUGAACCCCAAACCUCUUCUCCUCCCCCUCUCAGCCAAAAUCCAUCCACGGUCUCCAUAUCCAUACCCCCAUCUUUUCCUACCACUCGUUCUACCCAGCACUAAGCCCAUCCUUGAUCCUCAUCGUUUUGUUUGAUCGCAACAUCAUGUCCGGUAGCGUAGAGGGCCAAUCUAUCAGGCUUGAAGUUAUCGGUGGACAUAAUCUCCAAGUCCCUUCUACGCGCAUGCCCGCAGGCAUUUACGUAUCCAUUAUUGUUGACUCGAGGAGACGCUGGAAAUCAGCCGUCAGAGUCUUAUCAUCUGACGAAUCUGUAGCGUGGGGAGGUACCGUUACUCUAUCAUCCUAUGAGUCAGCUGCAUUAUCAGUGGAGAUCAGAGCCUCCUACGAGGUCGGUCGAAUGCUAGGCAAUGGGGAACUCAUCGGACAAAUUGAAACAUCGUGGGAUGAGCUGCUCGAUCAUGGAAAUGAGCCAUUCGAAUUAUCCUUCCCACCUGUUCGUGGUGUCAAUCCUUCGCUCAAGCUAAAGAUUGUUGUCGUACACACUCGUGAUAAUCAGGACGGCGCACUGUUUGAUUCCCUCACAGACUGUGAGAUUGCUCGAGAUACAGAUGCAGGCCACGCACGAUAUGCCGAAUACAUGUCCAGCAGGACGGCCUCUCACCUGAAAGAUGCUGUCCAGAACUUUCAGUUGGUUCUGGAUCGCAGUCCUGUAGACCAUCCUGACCACGCAGCGGCUCUCACCAACCUCGCGUGGGCCCGUCUUGAAGGCUAUAUUCAAAAUGAUGUUCAAGACAUUGAUACAACAACUUCCUCCCUCCGCGAAGCCCUUGCAUUGCGUCCGCAGGGUCAUGCCGAUCACGCAUUAUCUCUCUAUAACCUCAUUUUGGCGUUGAUCUGGUGCUACCGCAAGGAGCCCACCCUCGUCUACAUUCACGAAUCUGUGGAACUGUGCUGCAAGCUACUGCCCUUCUGUCCAGAGGGCACCUACCUUCGUAGCAUGGGCGCAGACAGUGCAAUUGAUUAUGUGAUGAGUGAAUGCGACGAACUUCCAAUCGAUUCAUCUGACGAAGGCAUCCACAUUCGGCGAGUCAUGCUCAAACUCUAUCCUCUGGGCCAUCGACACCGUCCACAAGCACUCUACAAUCUUUCAUGGGUUCUCAGCAGACGCUUUGAACAACACGGCAGCAUUGAUGACAUAGACGAGAGCAUACAACUUGAUCGUGAAGCUGUUUCUCUAUCCCCCGAGGGACAUUCUGGCCGUGAUACCUACUUGACUAACUUGGCCGCCUCACUGGAGUCCCGCUUUUAUCACCAUGGCAAAUAUCAUGACCUUGAUGAGGCCAUCUCUUGGCGCGAGGCAGUGCUGUGCCUGCACCUUGUUGGGCACGAAGCUCGUGAUUCUUCAUUGGACAACCUAGGGAGCGCCCUCCGCGCCCGUUUCAACAUACGCAGAGACAUUGAUGACAUCAACCAAGCUGUCGGCCUCCAUCGCGAGGCACUGACGUUGCGCCCACCUGGGCAUCCACGUCGUGACACUACAUUUAACAACCUUGCCAUCGCACUCCAAGUCAGAUAUGGCAAAUUGUACGUCAUCGAAGAUCUUAACGAGGCCAUUGAUCUGCAUCGUGAACUACUUCGGAUAGGACUGCUUGACGAUCCAAAGCGCCCUAGAAAUCUUUGCAAUUUGAGCUCGGCUCUCUGCUCUCGUUUCAGGCUAACCGGGAAGAAUGAAAAUGUCGAGGUGGCCAUUUGGCUCUGCCAAGAGUCGUUGGAGGCCAUACCUUCACUGCACCCGGAACGGUAUUUCGGCUACAUGUGUGUGAGGGAUGCCUACAUGUCUCGUUAUGAGAUAGAGCACAACCCCGUCGAUUUGUCGAUCGCUGUAGAGAACUCCAGACUCGCAUCACGACACCCCACUUGUGGAUUUCCAAUCCGCAUCAUGGAAGCAUAUAAAUGGACUUUUGCAGCCGAGAAACAUGAUCAUGGAUCCGCGCUGGAGGCUUACUCGACCUUUUUCGAGCUUCUGGAAGCUCAUUUGGCAACACGGUCAUCAACCACUUCGCGGCGCGAAGCUUCCUCUGCCUUCGAUUAUGCCAGAUCAUUACCUGUAGAUGCAGCAUCGUGUGCUAUUCGCCAUGACAAUCUCCGACAUGCAGUCGAACUGGUGGAGCAGGGCCGUGGCCAACAGUGGUCGUUGGCCUCUCGACUCAAGACUCCAGUUGAAGACCUCGAAUCGGGACAUCCGCAUCUAGCCCACAGAUUUUCUGAACUGAGCAAGCGCGUUUCCAAUGCUGCUCAGGGUUCUGCAACCAUUGCCGACAGAGCUGCGGCUGAAGUAGCGGAAACAAAGUACAGGAAAAUCACGGCGGAAUGGGAAGCUGUGGUAGCUGAGAUACGCAAUCUUCAAGAUUUCUCGCGGUUCCUGCUCCCACCUUCGUAUGAAGACUUGCAAGCGGCAGCGCGCCAUGGCCCGAUCAUCAUUCUCAUUGCCAGCAAAUAUUCAUGCAACGCCAUCAUUGUCCCGACGUCAGGAGAGCCCCACCAUAUUCCCUUGUCUGUCACCCUCGCAGAUCUGGAGAAUCUCAAGGGUCGCUUCGCCAGGGCGAUACAGCAAGCAUCUAAGAUGGGCCUAACGGAGUCGAGGACGGACCUAAUUGUCCUCUCGCGGAUAGUAUGGGACGAGAUCAUUCUACCCAUUGUUAACGUACUCGAGCAUGUCCUCAGAUUACAGCACGGGUCUCGAAUCUGGCUGUGCCCGACUGCAGCUUUCACAUCUAUUCCUCUCCACGCAGCUCACCCCUUUCAAACGAAGGCAGAUCGCUCAAAAGCUUCUUUGUCACCUACCAAGUGGCACCCCGAAGUAGGACCCCGGAUCAAAAAACUCAACAACACGCCCGACGGCGUCAACGGCGUCAACGUCGAACAAACCAAACCCAUUAUCAACCCCGAAUAGAACGCAUAUAUACAUAUACUAGUCUAACCCAAGAAAACACCUAGAAAACAACACAAAAAACG
This is a messenger RNA of Suillus clintonianus, 3103 nucleotides long. RefSeq lists its product as uncharacterized. The record is from RefSeq and is a predicted model, not a curated record. Gene Ontology annotation, molecular function: protein binding. NCBI's taxonomy places the organism in Eukaryota, Fungi, Basidiomycota, Agaricomycetes, Boletales, Suillaceae. The transcript has 5 exons. Bases 234 to 3041 code for a protein of 935 amino acids.